Mauremys mutica (yellowpond turtle) is the source of this 1874-nucleotide messenger RNA. RefSeq names its product protein CutA homolog. Bases 259 to 750 code for a protein of 163 amino acids. Lineage: Eukaryota; Metazoa; Chordata; Testudines; Geoemydidae. The record is from RefSeq and is a predicted model, not a curated record. The transcript is spliced from 6 exons. Gene Ontology annotation, biological process: response to metal ion. Gene Ontology annotation, molecular function: copper ion binding.
UCUAACCUCGGGCUGCCUGAGAGCGGCUCCUGCUCUGUGCCCUCGCCUGGCCCAGCUGGGCGGCAGGUAGCCACAGCCGGGUCCCAGCCCCUCCCGGCAGCGGCAGCAGCAGCAGGAGGCGUUUCCGUGUCCACUGCAAACCCCCCUCCCAGCCGGCCCCGCCGCCGCCGACCCCAGCAGCUCUGGGCUGAGGCCGGGCAGGUGGCGGGACGGGCUGGCGGCCCCGGCCGUGGCCCUGGACCAGGAGGGGCCCGCGGGAUGAAGAUGGACUGGCUGCCCCAGCGCUGCCAGCUGCCGGCUGCCCAGGGCUGCUCCCGUCCGGGAUGCUUCACUUUGCUGCUGGUAAUAACUCUGUCUUUACUGAUGUACCCAGUGCUGAAGAGUCUAGGUCUUCAGCUGCACUCUGCAGUCACUGGCACCUAUAUCUCGGGAACCCAUUCCAUUGCUUUCAUUAACUGUCCCAAUGAACAAGUUGCAAAGGAUAUUGCAAGGGCCAUUAUGGAUAAAAAGCUGGCUGCCUGCGUGAAUAUCCUGCCGAAGGCCUCGUCUAUGUAUUUUUGGAAAGGGGAAAUAGAAGAAGCCACUGAAAUACUUCUAUUAGUGAAAACCAGGACGUCAAAAAUAAGUGAAUUAUCGGACUACAUCAGAUCCAUGCAUCCCUUUGAGAUUCCUGAAUUUAUCAGCCUGCCUAUAGACCAAGGAAACCCCCUCUAUUUAAAAUGGAUUGAAGAAGGUGUCCCCGAUGACUAGCUGGACUGCACCAUUCUGUCCUCCAGACAUACCUAGCAUGUCCUUCCUGCCAGGAGUAGAGGACCUUUGCUUUGGCGCUCUAGUCUUCUCUCACUGCAGGUGGGACUAGUGCAUACAUACAAAAGGACAAUAAAACCCCAAGGGAAUGUAGGUAGCACAAGCGCCUGGGAUUUGGAAUUUGACUCCUACUUGAAAUACAGUUUAAUGGACACGCCUCGUUUGUGUCAAUCUACAUUCUACUGAGCAUUUAGCAACACAUUGUAAGUGGAGCCUGAAGGAGAGAAAGGGCACAAGUUGUCCAAGAAUAGUUCCAAAGUUGUGAACAGCAGGGUUUGCAAAGGUGUGUGCGAUGGGAUGUGAGCUCCUAGGGAGACGCUGUGGUUAUUUUUAGGACCACAGGGUGAAAAUGCACAGGAUAGACCCCAGCAAUACAGUCCAUGGAGAACGACCAGAGUUCCAGUCCACUGGCUUUCAGGGGUUGGCUGCACUGCAGAGGAAGCAUGUGCAGCCCCAGUGACCGCUGGUCUGUCUGCCUCCUGAAGAAGGGUUGCUGCAAAGUGGAGGAACCAAAGAUGGGGAAGGUCCUGCCCAGCCCUCUGUCCCACCUGCCCAAAUGAAUGUAAAUCAGGAUGCAGCAAAACGUCCCAUGAUGCACCAGAUCAUGUCAUCUCCUGCUGUGCGGCACUGUUUGCAGCAACAUGCUGCUUUGCGUCCUGACAAGGCAGCAGAGCCAGCCAUUCAGAGUGCUGCCUACUGAGCAUUUGUGAAAGGAUCCCAGGCAGCGCAAACAAGAACCCACUGGGGUGGGGAAAAAGCUGGACUGGGGGCCGCAGCUGACAAUAGCCCACUGCUUCUGGGACGAGCACAAACGGUUACUGCUCCCCAGAGCAUACAGCAAUGCCUAAAGGCAGCAGGGAGCCAGUGAGGGCCUGUGCCGUGCUGCACAACAGUGCCAGGUUAAGGAGACAUUGGUCCCAACAAAAACUUCCCUCUGGCUGAAGCAAACACUUUCUCCCUUGGCAGCAUGUAACACUGCAGACUGAGGCACAGGCUUUUAAUAGAUUUAUUUUAUUAUCACGUAAAUUAUGGACCACUAUGUAGUAACUGAUGUGUCCAAGACGUUA